GUUACCCCAUCUGUUUGAUGCGAAAUAACAUGUGAAGUCGCGCUGAUGGGCCUGCCGCAUCAGGAGCGCAUAUAUAUCAUUCUCUUCGCCAACAAACUUCUCCCCUCUCAUCUCCUGACCUGAAACGAUGUCUAAGCAGCUCAAGUCAUUUACUGUCGAGGAGGUGGCGAAGCACGACAAGCCAGACGACCUUUGGAUCAUCAUCGAUUCCAAAGUUUUCGACCUCACCAAAUUUAUCAACCUCCACCCUGGCGGUAAAUCCGUCUUAAUAGACCCCUCAAUAGCGGGCAAAGACGCAACAGAUGCAUUCUUCUCCCUCCACCGACACGAAGUUCUCCUAACACCCCGUUACGCUCGUCUUCAAAUUGGCUUCAUCGAAGGUCAAUCUGAACAAAUACUUCCUCCCAGAACCGGGGAGAUUUCGAGAGUGCCGUAUGCUGAACCCACGUGGCUGAGUGAGGGGUUCAAGUCGCCUUACUAUAAAGAGAGUCACUGGAAGCUACAGAAGGUAAUCAGGGAGUUUGUUGAUGGAGUUUUGAAAGAGGAGGCACUGGUGAAUGAGGAGAAUGGAAAGAGACCCGGUCCAGAAAUCAUUCAAAAGGCGGCUGAACUCAAUCUUCAUGCGAUGAGGCUGGGUCCAGGGAAACAUCUCAAAGGACGAGUUUUAGCCAAGGCUGCGGUGACACCCGAAGAAUUUGACUACUUCCAUGAGCUCAUUAUCACACAGGAACUUGUACGCAUCGGCACACGAGGCUAUGGCGAUGGCUUCCAAGGUGGAAUGGUUAUUGGUCUUCCACCUGUCAUCAAUUUUGGAAGUCCUGAGCUUAAGGCGAAAGUCGUACCCGAUGUAUUAGCGGGGAAGAAGUUCAUUUCGUUGGCUAUUUCAGAGGCAUUUGCGGGGAGUGAUGUCGCGGGGUUAAAAUGCACGGCCAACAAAAGUGAGGAUGGGAAGUAUUUCACUAUCAAUGGGACGAAGAAAUGGAUUACGAACGGGACGUUCAGCGAUUACUUUACCGUAGCAUGUAACACCGGACAAGGUCUAACCGUCUUUCUCGUUGAGCGCCAAGAAGGCGUGGAGACCAAACCUAUCAAGACGUCGUAUUCCUCGGCAGCUGGAACGGCAUACAUUACGUUUGAUAAUGUCAAAGUACCUGCGGAGAAUAUGUUGGGCCCCGAGAAUGGGGGUCUGCUUGUUGUGCUCAGCAAUUUUAAUCAUGAGAGGUGGGUGAUGUGCGGGAGCAGUGCGAGGAGUCAGAGAUCUAUUGUUGAGGAAUGCUUGAAGUGGUGCCAUCAGCGACAAGUGUUUGGGAAGCCGUUGUUGAAUCAGCCUGUCAUACGUCACAAGUUGGCAGCUAUGAUCGCUCGAGUUGAGUCCGUUCAGAAUUGGCUCGAGAACGUCACCUACCAAAUGUGUCAUAUGAACUACAAACAACAAUCGAAUUUUCUCGCGGGUCAGAUCGCCUUCUUAAAGAUGUAUUGCACUCAAACGGCUCAACAGACGGCUCAGGAUGCUACCCAGAUAUUCGGUGGGAGAGGGAUCACACAGACGGGCAUGGGAAGGAAAGUUGAGCAUUACCACCGGACUGUCGGAUUUGAUGCGUUGCUUGGUGGGGCGGAGGACGUGUUGGGUGAUUUGGGAGUGAGGCAGGCUGUGAGGAAGAUUCCGAAGAACACAAGGCUGUAAUUUUGGACAACUCACAAAGUAACAUUCGGUGUAUAAUAGCGUGGUUGUAAUUCGUAUAUAGUUUUAUCGUUUAAUUUGCUGCUCGAAUUCUCAUCAUGCAUUACUCGAU
This is a messenger RNA of Cantharellus anzutake, 1793 nucleotides long. Its product is annotated as acyl-CoA dehydrogenase NM domain-like protein. Gene Ontology annotation, molecular function: acyl-CoA dehydrogenase activity; flavin adenine dinucleotide binding; heme binding. The record is from RefSeq and is a predicted model, not a curated record. The transcript is spliced from 7 exons. The coding region runs from base 128 to 1684 and encodes 518 amino acids. NCBI's taxonomy places the organism in Eukaryota, Fungi, Basidiomycota, Agaricomycetes, Cantharellales, Hydnaceae.